This is a messenger RNA of Penicillium expansum, 762 nucleotides long. RefSeq lists its product as uncharacterized. The transcript has a single exon. NCBI's taxonomy places the organism in Eukaryota, Fungi, Ascomycota, Eurotiomycetes, Eurotiales, Aspergillaceae. The coding region runs from base 1 to 762 and encodes 253 amino acids. The record is from RefSeq and is a predicted model, not a curated record.
AUGCCUCCACGUCGCCCCCGGCCAAAGAUCUCUCUCUGGGCCCGUUUUCGAACAUGGCUUCGCUAUUGGGAGUCACCUUUGCGCAUACGCAGUAGCCUCAUCCGACUCCGCCACCAGCACAAGUAUCCCAUACUCGCAUUAUUGCGCUUGUUCAUCCCCUAUCCGUCCUGGUACUUCCCAAUACCGGGUCCGUUCUCCCUUCGCGCACUUAUUGAAGAUGCAAAAAAUGAAACGGGUAUAAUUCGAUCUCAUUUUGGCGCUAUACAUAAUCUUCGCUGCAUUCCGAUCUGGCGCGCGCGAGACACACCGCUGCGAUCCAUCUACCGGCUCUAUGAGCUCCACCUUGCAGAUCGUUACGAGCUGAUGGGGUAUGAAACAGAGUACUUUUUCUUUCGGUCAGACUGGAAGCUGGGGGAGAUACCAGACCCCAAAGAUGAAAACCCUCUCCGUUAUGCUAUGAUCGCUUCGAUUAUGGAGGAAUUGCACGAGGCAGUUAACUGGAGAUUGGGCUUGGGUCUGCGCAGAAAUCGAGAACAUGUAUUUCGUGAGGAGGAUGGAGAUCCCUGGCCCCCUUUCACUCCGGAAAAAUUGCCAGACUGGACAAAGAAUGUGGCACCUAUCGAUAAAAGUCUGUUGAGGCUGUCGGUCCCAGUAGAGAUGGUGGAUGCUGAGGGCAAUCUGGUACUCGAGAAGAAUGGCAAAGGUCGCAACUUUGCCCGCCGCAAUAUCAUCACCAAUACAGGCUGGCUCUAUACUAUCUAG